AAAACAAAGCGUCAGUCAAACGGCGAGCCCUCGGCGGUUGAAGAUGCGGGCUGAGAAGGGAAGGGUGGUCGGCUCAGGGUGCAAUUGAAUGAGCGACUCCGGGUGAGGAAGCUGCAACUCUGGCCGUGGAGAGGAGGAAGGAGCAUGGGGGAGCGCGCAGGAAGAGGCUGUCUCGGCAAAGACGCUGCAGCGAGGAAGGAAUGGCGCGCAGGGGCCAGGGUCCGCCACGCCGCGCCGUGAUUGGCCGGCGGCGGGCCCUGGGAAAUGAGGGCGGCCAACUAAAAUUAUCGCUCGUCGUCGCCGCUAGCCUUCAUCUUCGUGACUUCGCGUUUCAGGCCUGGCAACAUGCCUCGUCGCGCGCCUCCGCCAGCGUGCGGCUCAGAGUUCGCAGUCGGGGCUGGGGGCGGCGGCCCUUCGUCUCCAGCGACGGGCGACGGGCGACGGGCGACGGGUUGACGGGUGACGGGUACACAGUCAGAUGUACUUACUGUACAUACGGAGCUCCGUACCAACAGCGACCAAGAAUAACACACGCUGUGCGCCUAAUCUACUGCGCGCUUGAGUGCAUACCCGGCUGCAGCUUGUUUGUUUAGAUGGCCUCGUCUUCUGCGACGCCCCAAUGAGCGCACGCUCGCCGCGCCGUAUGCAUGACUCCGCAUUCGUGCCUGGAGGGCUCUCGAUCUCUGAGGGUGUCCACGGUGCGCGGUACUAGGUAGAUGGGA
Messenger RNA from Trematosphaeria pertusa, 722 nucleotides. RefSeq lists its product as uncharacterized. The transcript has a single exon. The record is from RefSeq and is a predicted model, not a curated record. The coding region runs from base 201 to 593 and encodes 130 amino acids. Lineage: Eukaryota; Fungi; Ascomycota; Dothideomycetes; Pleosporales; Trematosphaeriaceae.